CAGGAAUUAAGAAUUUAACAUUUUGAUAUAUGAACAGUAAAGCUCGAUCGAUAACUCUAAUGCGCUCUCUGUGGUGCUAACUGCAGGAUGUCAAGACGCAGUUCAUCAUACUAUUCCCAGACAUACCAUUUUUAGAGUUUCUUUCUGGAUAAGUUCUUCUGAGAGCCAACAAUGGAAGGACGCAUUUACCAGAGUCAUCAAGCAAGCGGUUGCCUUCGUACUUGGCUUUCUCUGCUGCUGUCCCUUCUUCAUGUCCUUCUCCACUUGGCGCUGUCAAGGCCUUGUCAAGCAUGCUGACUUCGCACGAAAAUGAUAACCAAAAACUUAUUCCAAAUAAGUUGUCGUAGCCAUCUUUUUGAUAGGGAUUGAAGCAAGCCUGAACGGACAAGAGCUAUGAGGUCAUGUGCUGACAAGUAGUUGUCAGACUGACGAGGCUCAUGGUAUGCGUAAUGCGCCAAUUCAUUUCGGAAGUUAACUACAGGAAAUGUUGGAAUACUGCAUUUAGUCCCGCAUUGGGCCUGGUGAGCUGGGUGUUGAUGUGCCAGCCAGAUGGCCCCGGUGCAUCCAGAGAUAAGGUGAACGAUUCACAUGGAUUGUACGGCCAGAGCGGUCUGUACAUCAGCUAACUUAAUCCUCAGACACAGUACAAUGACGAGAUCUCCCGGCAACUGCUGCAAACCAUCAAUGUAUCCAAGUUGAAGGGGUUAGAUUCGGAAGAUGCGGUUUGCGACAGACUUGUUGUGGCGCCGAACUGUCAACUAGUGGCGACGAGCUCUUUGGCUGCUCCAAAAUGGAUCAAUAACGAGAUAUAGAAUCAUAAGCAUGAUCAACAUGUGUGGGAGUACAAGACGAGACGUGCUGGGGGUCGAGGCAAUCACUGGCCCAACUUCAUGUGGGGAUCCUGCAUUCGAAAUCUUCUGUUUUGAACCUGUGGGAUGCGGUGUGGUGAAAUACACAUAAUCCAGACUCUGAUGGAUAUGAGGGGGGAGGGGGUUUCCGCCGAUCCACGGGGAUUAAGCGAUUGUCGGCCUCAAAAUUAGUGCAUUCCAAUGCACUCCGCCAAGUAGCCCAAUGUUAGGACUUAUUUUCUUCGCAUAUGGCCGAUGUCCUCGAUUGAGCGUGAUGCAGCAUUAUACAAUAUGGUGGACGUUGCCGAGUACUAGACCUCGAAAUUACGAUCUGAUUGUGGCUUACGCCAGGACAUGAUUCCCAGGAAGUGGUUGGGUGCCUCAAGCUUCAGUGCAUUCAAUGCGCAUGACGUAUCGUACUGGAGGAAGAUCUGGAUGCAGCCGUAUCCAUUGCUCACUGGUGAGGCCGACAACAUGGAGUACUCGGCGAAGCAAGUUACAGGGGGCCCAGUUUGGCGUGAGUCAUUUCUGUAAAGCAAAGCCUCCUGCAAGCGUCGCGAAAGGAUUACAGACAAGCCGUGUAUGCUUUAGAUCUCGUUACAAAGCAGACUGCCAGAAAACAGCGAGGUAGUGAUAAAUAAGCCAGCCCCCGAUACUCUCUUCCCCUUGCUGCUCAUAAGUCGUGAUCAUCUGCAAUAUCAUCAGGAUGGCUUCCAAUUCCCAAAACACAUCGGAAAGCAAGCCUGGUCCAGACACAGAUUCUCGAAUCAACCCUUCGGCUGUUGCUAACAGUCCAUGCACUACUAGCUCGAGAGUAGUAGUUGUCGGCAUAUAUGGACUUCCGGGGUCUGGUAAGACGUUUUUGCUGAACUUGUUGAGCUAUGAGCUUCGCAGAGAGCUUUUCGAGUUCUAUGAUGGAUCCGAGAUGAUUGCCAAGAUCUCCCCUGGCGGUCUUGAAGGAUUCCAGAGACUAGAGGAGGGCGAGAAAGUACAAUGGCGCCAGCUUGCCAUUGAUACAAUUCGGGAAGAGUGUGCAAAUAGUGGACGAGUUGCCGUUGUCACUGGACAUUUCAUGUUCUGGCCAGAGGAGGAAGCUGGAACGCCAAUAUAUACCCAAAAUGACCUUGAAACCUUUACGCACAUUCUUUACUUGGAUACUCCUGUCCAGGUUGUCUUGCAACGUCGUCAAGGUGACAUGACGAGACAUCGCCCUUCUAUGUCCUUGAGCCAUCUAUCGAAGUGGCAGGAGGAAGAAAAGACACAGCUGCGCAAUCUCUGCCGCAAUCAUGGAAUUCUAUUCUCGCUUGUCUCACAGCAGGCGACACUACUAGACAAGGUCUUGAUGCUGCUACGUGAUUUCCAGUCUCAUACAGAGGACUACAACUUGUCUCUUGCCGAAAGCUUUCUGGAUGAGUCCGUAGUGGCUGGACAAACCGAGCUGAGGACAGUAUUGGUACUGGACGCCGACAAGACCUUGGCUGCAAUGGAUACCGGCAUGUUGUUUUGGCAGAAGGUGCACGCUUCUCAGCAAGGAGAGAGGGACGGCCCUUUGAAGGCGUUGUUCAGUAGCUCGCUGGGUUACUCUUACACGGCCUUUCGCCAGGCAACUUUGAUGUAUGAAGAGAUAGCUGAUGACGAGAGAUUUGAUUCCAUCUGCCAUGAGGUGGCAUCGAUGGUGACCAUGUAUCCCGAAUUUGCGAUCCUAUUGAAAUUGGUGAUGAAAGAGAGGCAUGUUGGUGCAGUGAUUAUUAGCUGUGGAUUGCGUCGGGUUUGGGAGAAGGUGUUGGAGAGAGAAGGGCUCUCCCAAUCGGUCAAGGUCAUCGGCGGAGGACGUAUCGCAGAUGGCUUUGUCGUUACAGCUGGAUUGAAGGCGGCGUUAGUGGCUCGUUUGCAGAAUCACCACCAGAUGUAUGUUUGGGCGUUCGGGGACAGCCUGCUCGACUUGGAGAUGCUGAGCACGGCAGACCAGGCUAUUGUUGUCGUGGGCGACGAGAAGACCAGAAGCAGAACGAUGGACUUGGGGUUGUUCAACGUAAUCCGAGAUGGUCGUCUCCAAGCACGCCAGGCUGUGCUGCCUAGCGAUUCGAUGCCUCGUCUAAACACCAGCAUGCUUCCCUUGAUUUCUAUAGUGGAUCCGGAUUUUGUCGAUUCUAUCUUUCGCCUCCAUACUCGACAAGCUGGCAUCAAAGUGCAUCACGCAACGGAUCGGAACAGUACGAAGCUCCUGAUGACGCCGAUGCGAGAUGCAAAUGUUAGUGGUCCAGCCUUGAGGGAAACUCAUCGCCGUGUCGGAAAUUAUCUAGCCACCGUCUUUUUGACUUGCGUGGUUGGUAUCGAGGAGAUUCCGAUAUCUCACGUACAGGGUUAUCAUACAAGCGGCUAUCGACUGCUAAACGAGCAAAAGACAUCGAUUGUAGCGCUCAUGCGCGGCGGAGAACCGAUGGCUCUCGGGGUUAACGAGAUCUUCCCGUUGGCUAUGUUUGUUCAUGCAAGCUGUCCAGAAGACAUCAAGCCCCACCAUCUGCAAGGACAAUCUACUGUUGUGUUAGUGGACUCGGUGGUGAAUAAUGGCACAACCGUGGUACAGUUCGAGCAACAUGUACGCAGAUUGAAUCCCACUAUUCGCGUCGUGAUCAUUGCCGGUGUUGUCCAGGCGCAGUCCGUCUCUGAGGGUAGCCCUAUCUGUCGGCUUGCUCGCAGCCAGAAACUUGAUAUCAUCGCCCUUCGCCUCUCCGAUAACAAGUUUACUGGUAGGGGCACCACCGAUACUGGCAAUCGUCUCUUCAACACAACGCAUAUGCCAUGAGAAUAUAAAAGAUCUUCGAGAGCUGGCGCGGUGAGGGCAAGGGUGUCAGAACUCAGAACCAGCUAUGAUGCUCCAGAGAUGCUAGGAAAUGAAAGUCUUUUGAGAAUGAUUAGUCUUGUUUACACGUAAUAGCAAAGAAUAUACGGAGCCUUACAAUGUCAUUCCUCCGGCAUCCUA
Messenger RNA from Cadophora gregata, 3831 nucleotides. RefSeq lists its product as uncharacterized. Gene Ontology annotation, cellular component: cytoplasm. Gene Ontology annotation, biological process: L-serine biosynthetic process; dephosphorylation. NCBI's taxonomy places the organism in Eukaryota, Fungi, Ascomycota, Leotiomycetes, Helotiales, Ploettnerulaceae. The record is from RefSeq and is a predicted model, not a curated record. The coding region runs from base 1555 to 3654 and encodes 699 amino acids. Gene Ontology annotation, molecular function: magnesium ion binding. The transcript has 2 exons.